This is a messenger RNA of Rhinichthys klamathensis goyatoka, 1146 nucleotides long. RefSeq lists its product as uncharacterized. The coding region runs from base 1 to 1146 and encodes 381 amino acids. NCBI's taxonomy places the organism in Eukaryota, Metazoa, Chordata, Actinopteri, Cypriniformes, Leuciscidae. The transcript has 5 exons. The record is from RefSeq and is a predicted model, not a curated record.
AUGGCAAAGGAUGUGAGAGUGUUUGCUGGUACAGAUGCAGUGAAGUCAGUGUCAGUGAUGGAGGGAGAUUCAGUCUCUCUAAACUCUGACACUGAAAUUAAGGAUGAAGAUCUGAUUCUGUGGAGGUUUGGAGAUGAAAACACUGUAAUAGCUGAAAUAGAUGUGCUGGAGGACAGCAUGACUGUAUAUGAAGAUGAUCCUGAUGGGAGAUUCAGAGACAGACUGAAGCUGGACGAUCAAACUGGAUCUCUGACCAUCACAAACACCACAACUGAACAUACUGGAGUUUAUAAACUAGAGAAGACCAGAAAUUUGAGCAAGAGUUUCAAUCUCACUGUCUAUUCUCGUCUGCCUGUUCCUGUCAUCAUCAGAGACUGUUCUUCAUCAUCAUCAUCAUCAUCAUGUUCAGUGGUGUGUUCAUCAGUGUUGAGUGUGUGUGAUGCGACUCUCUCCUGGUACGCAGGAAUGAGUGUAUUGUCCAGCAUCAGUGUGUGUGAUCUCAGCAUCAGUCUCUCUCUACCUCUGGAGGUGGAAUAUCAGGAUAAAAACACCUACAGCUGUGUGCUGAACAAUCCCAUCAGCAACCAGACCACACAUCUGGACAUCAACACACUCUGCCACACAUGUGCAGGUACAGCAGCACUGAUGAUAUAUGUGUGUGUGUUUACUGAGCUGAUUAUAAAGACUGGAGCUGGUUUCAAUGAUUGCAUCAGUCUCUCUCUACCUCUGGAGGUGGAAUAUCAGGAUAAAAACACCUACAGCUGUGUGCUGAACAAUCCCAUCAGCAACCAGACCACACAUCUGGACAUCAACACACUCUGCCACACAUGUGCAGCCGCAACACUGUUUCUGGUGAUACUGGGGAACCCCUUCCCCCUCCACGGGGGCCCCAGGGCCCAGCAGGCCUUAAUCCAACCAGAUAUGGGCUCAUGCAGGAGAGAGAAGACUCUCUCACAAAGAACCAAGGACAAUCUCAGGAGUUUUGGAACAACGACUCCAACCAACGACUCCAAUCACCCACUCUUCCGACUUCCUCACUUCUCCUGGGUGCUCGGCGUGGCCUCAACAGGCUCCAGGGCCCCAGGCCUUGACCAAACCAGCCAUCCGCUCAUGGAGAAAGAUAACUUUCAAACAACUUCCACAUGA